UACCUGGCUUUUGAGCCAACUUUUUUGUCGUACUAUGAGUGUGACCUUUUUGACAACUUUCUUGCAUAAUCAGACACUGGUAUGCAUUGAACUGCAUUUUUUUCUCAAAAAGGAUGUGAACAAGAAAUGAAUGAUAUUUGGAGACACUAGUUGUGUAGUUUUAUUCCUUAGACUGAUACCUAAUUUUGUUGAUAUAACCUGAAUAUAUUUUGUAUUUACACCUAUGAUAACGUCAACUUAAGAUAGAGAAAUUUAGUAUAUUAUCAGUACUGCAUGUUAUCAUAGACGUUUAACGCUGAAAGUUGAUUUACUUAAGGGAUAUUAACACUGUGUGCCAAAAAGAUCUAUCUGGCGAACUUCCAGUCCCUGGUGAACGUCCAUAUGCUUUGACAUCGACGUCAUAAAGGCUUAAUUGUUAGAAGAUAUACCGUAAACAAAUGGUAUAUGUCUUCUGUACAUAAUGGCACAUCUAGUGGUGGUUGAUUUGUGCCAACUUCCCCUUUCCACUUUGCGCGGGCAGAAAUCAGCCAUCAUAUGAGCAGCGCCAUGAGAAAACCAACAUAGUGGCUUUGCGACUAGCAUGGAUCCAGACCAGCCUGCACAUCCGCUCAGUCUGGUCAGGAUCCAUACUGUUCGCUUUCAAAGCCAAUUACAUUUAGCGAAACCGUUAGCGAACAGUCUGGAUAUAUGCUGGUCGCAAAACCACUAUGUUGGCUUUCUCAUAGUGCGGCUCAUAUAAUAGAUAUCAAAGAACUAUAUAUUGUACGUUUCCAUCUGCCUCGUCACUAUUGUAAAGGCCCUUAUGAAAGUAAUGGACUUAUCUUCAAAGUAUUGUAUCAUUCUUGGUUGCGGUUAGUGGUAUUUGAAACAAAAAAUACCUAUAAUUUAUAUACAUAUAUCACAAUAAGGUGACUCAGUUGGGACAGUGACAGCAACAGAACAGAUGCUGAUUUGGAUGAAGCAAACAAUCAAAUAACUUACAGUCUUUCAGGAACAAAUUUUGAGGAUUUUGUUAUGAGUACCACCGUGCCUGGACAGAUCAACACUGCUACAACGCCAUUUACGUCAACGUUAUAUACACUGAAUGUAACAGCUUCGGAUGGAGCAAAUUCGAACACUUUAAAUUCUAUAACUAUCAUCGUUAAAUCGGACCCGGAAUGGACGGCUCCAGCAAGCCCCGGGAUUGAAAUUGAUGUACUUGAAGGGUCAACAUCGAACGUGUCUCUUCUGCAGUCGUCAGACAAAGAUGGGGAUACACCUGAAAACACUAUAGUUAGUCAGUCUCCGACAAGUCCGGGCACUUUCACACUCGAUGAUACAACGAAAGGACAAAUAAACGCCGCUGGGUUAGAUGUUGAUGCUAAGCCGCAUGUCACUAGAUAUACAUUAAAUUUAAGGUUAUCUGAUGGUACAACAGAAGUUAACAGCAGUGUAGUCCUCAAUAUUCAAGAUGUGAAUGACAACGAUCCAGUGUUCAACCCAACAUCAUACACUUUCGACGUGAAAGAUACAAGCCCUAUAGACACAGUGAUUGGCGCAGUGACGGCAACCGACGAAGACUAUACAGCUUCAGUGACAUAUUCUUUGUCAGGGACAGGCUAUACUGAUUUUGAAAUAGAUGAUUCUACAGGUGAUAUAACUUUAAAAGCACAACUGAACUAUACUAUAACCCCGUCCUAUUCACUCAAUGCCACAGCUAGCGACGGAACAAAGUCUCAAACGCCAUCUGUUACAGUCAACGUCAAAACAGCACCAACAUGGGCCAAGCCGGCCAGCGCAGAUAGUGUGUCUAAAGCCGAAAAUGUUAACUCAGCUGAAGUAUUCUAUACCAUAUCAGCUACAGAUGCCGAUAGCGACACUCUCACUUACAGUAUCAAAACUCAAACAGUUUCGGACUUCUUCAAACUUGGAAGCGCAUCCGGCAGAGAUGUAUUGCUAAACACAAGCAAGGAAUUGGAUUAUGAAAUCACCCAGCAAUACAAACUGACGUUUGAGGUGAAAGACGGAACAUAUGACCCGAUUGAAAGUGCACAGCUUGUGAUAACGGUAACUGACGUAAAUGACAACACGCCCACCUUCACACUAGCAGACAUAAACGUUAUAGUGAAAGAUACUCAUUCCGUCGGAGAUACGAUCAAAACAUUAACAGCCACUGAUGCUGACAGUUCUCUGGACGACAACAAUGUCCUGACAUACAGUAUUUAUUCUGGAAACGAUGAUGGUGAUUUUGCAAUUACUACCUCUGGUGUAGUGACAUUAGCGAAGACCGUUUCAAGCGGGAGUAUAUACACUAUAGUUGUGCAUGCUGUUGAUGGUGGUAGCCCUGCUCUUACUGGAUCGGCGACACUUAAUGUAACUACAGCAACUGCGUCUGAUCCAGUGUUGAAUGAACUAGCUCCUUCAACUACUCAUACAGUUUCGAUCAAUGAAGACGAUGCUGUUGGAACGUCGGUAUAUGAAAUAGAUGCUUCAGAUUCAGACGGGGAUACACUUUUAUAUACAAUUAAGACACAGACACCAUCUGUAAAAUUCGCGCUGAACAACAACAUGCUUGUGAUUUCAGCCCCACUAGACUAUGACACGGAAAUGUCAUACACACUCGUGUUUGAGGUUGAUGAUGACGAUGAUAAUACGGGCAACAAAUUAACUUCCGGAACUUUGACUAUCACCGUUACAGAUGUAAAUGACCAUUACCCAACAUUCCCACAGGAAGUAUACACUGUAGAUAUCAUGGAGAAACGGACAGAAGUAGUGAACGUUGUAAAGUUAACCGCGACAGAUGCUGACUCAGACAAAUCUUCAAAUGGAGCUGUUGCUUACACUAUAGUAGAUGGCGAUUUAUUUGACCAGUUUACAAUUGAUGCCAAUAGUGGACAACUCGCUACAAAAAAUGUAGGUCUUCUAAGGAGUAAACAAAAGUAUCACGUGUUAGCAAUACAAGCGAAAGAUGCAGGAAUGCCUGUGCGUGCAGAUUCUGUUCACGUGAUAGUGAAUGUCACGCCUUUCCAAAAUGGAUCUUCGAAUCAAAAGCUGUGUGUGAUAAUGUUUGCUAUAUUGUUACUGUGUUCAUUGCAAAUCUGAUUACCAUAAGUGUCUUAGUCAUCAGUGCGUUUUCUAAAAAGCAACAACAUUUGAACCUGAUUAAUAUGCAAAUACCGUUAGCUUAUAUACAAAACAGUUUCAAAUAACGUGAAUGUAAUAUAAAUUCUUGUUAACUAUUUACCAGAAACUUCUGUUGAUGUUGCAGACAAUAUAAGGUGGGUGUAGAUUCAGUGCUGAAUUGAUUAAUCGGGUUUGUUAAAAUCAUCAAGUAUUUCAAGCAUUUGGCAAGGAUUUCAUUGAGCUACUCAACAACAUGAAUUGUUCAAUAUUCAAUUCAUUGAAUGAGACGGAUAGAAUGAAAUGUAGCAAUGCUCUGGAAACAAAACUUUUAUAUUCAACACGUUUAAUAUAUUCCGAACAUAGAUGACAUGGACUCUCUGUGACGCUAUAAAACUUGGGAAAAUAAUUUGUUUUAACUAUAGACGUUAUCAUUGUUUUUUUCGUUUCUUUAUAUGUGAAAUAUUACCAGUUUAAAGGAAUUAAUAUUAUCCUGUUUAUAUGUUUUUGUACUUUAUGAGAAUGUUUGUCUUCAAUAAGAAGAUAUGUGAUAUUUUUGUGAUAGUCUAUAUUUCUCUUCAAAUGUAUCUUACAUGUAAACACAUAUUAGAAUAUUAUUAUUUGUUUACAUUAAAACAUUUUGAGGGUAAGCUGCAAAUAGAUUGUUCACUUUAUUUAUCAUUCAUUUCAAAAAUUAAAAAUAAAAAGAUGUGGACUUUUUUAUAAUUUGAAAUUUAUAUCGAAGGAAAAAGUAAGGUGACAGGUUUUUAUGAAUAAUUAGAAAUAAAAUGAUGUGGAUUUUGUUUAUAAUUUGAAAUUCAUAUUGGAAUAAAAAAGUAAGGUGACAGCUUAUUUUUACAAUUUUAAGCCAUUUUAUAACGGACAUAUUAUUUUUCUGUUGUACAGAAAACAAACCUUAUAAUCAGCCAGUUUCAAUUCACAUAUAUGUAAUACACAUGUUCCUUUUUAUGGUGUUUUUAAAUGGAGACAUCAGAACGAUUCUUCUACUAUAUUUUAUCUGCUGUUUUAGAUUAAGAGCAUAUUAGAAUCGGAAUAAUUUAUAGCAAAACCGCGUUUUAACACUAUUUAUACCCUCGGGCGGUAAUACGUCGUACAAAUAAUUUCACUCGGGCUGCGCCCGACGUAUAACCGCCCAUAGUGCAUAAACAGUGUUAAAACGCUGUUUUGCUAUAAAUUAUUUCUUAAAUGAGUUUGUAAUUAAACUAAUUAAAACUGUUUGAUUUUUCAAUUUUCUUAAACGCAUCUUGAAGGUUAUCUGCAUCUGGCUUAAGGUUAUACCUAAAAACUAAUUCUUUGUUUCCGGUAACAUGCAAAAAAAAAUAGGGUAGGUAGGUAGGUAAAUGUUUUUUUUUUUCUUUUUUAUAUAUAUAUAUAUAUAUUUUAAGUGGUAGUUUUCGGAAAUUAUCUUUGUGUCAAAAAAUAUAUACAGAAAAGUGGGGUAUGCCUUUAGAGCAUCAGUAAGUUGAGUUCUAACAUCACUGACCAUGUUUAAAGCAUACAAAGUGCAAUUUUGCAACGUUUUGUUAAAAAGUUGAAAAAAAAAUUCUCCAAGGCCACAAAAAAUUUAAGGUCGGGCCAAAAAUUUUGGGUAGGUCAAGAUACCGGAAACAAACAAUUUGUUAGGCCUUAUAUGAAAAUAUUGUAUGUAUCUUCUUUCAAAUAAUAUUAAUCAUAUUUUCUUAUGUGUUAAAUCAUAACGAUGUAUCGACGUUGUUUUCUUAGACUGUUUUAGUAUAUAAGAAUAUGCUAUAGAAUUCAUGAUAAAUACAUGUACAAGACUUUAGGUGUAGGCUGUUCAGCCGUUUUGAUUGAAUAACGCAUUCUGGGUAACUCCAUACAGUAAGCUUUCACUCAAAGAACACUGGGGAUAAAAAAGGAGUUGACCCGAACAUACAUUUACUACAACAAAUGGUAUAUAUUGAUAUAUGCUCUAUAUGGUUAUAACAAAACAACGCAGAUACUGAAUUUUGCGAGUCUGUUUAUAGAACUUGCGUCAUCACUUUUUUGUGUUGUCACAUUAAACGAAAUGGUUA
Molecule: messenger RNA, 5153 nt
Organism: Mercenaria mercenaria
Lineage: Eukaryota; Metazoa; Mollusca; Bivalvia; Venerida; Veneridae
Product: cadherin EGF LAG seven-pass G-type receptor 2-like
Exons: 15
Coding region: 1015-3081 (688 amino acids)
Biological process (GO): homophilic cell-cell adhesion
Cellular component (GO): cell-cell junction; plasma membrane
Molecular function (GO): calcium ion binding
Source: RefSeq, a predicted model, not a curated record